Molecule: messenger RNA, 736 nt
Organism: Achroia grisella
Lineage: Eukaryota; Metazoa; Arthropoda; Insecta; Lepidoptera; Pyralidae
Exons: 2
Coding region: 7-708 (233 amino acids)
Source: RefSeq, a predicted model, not a curated record
CACAAAAUGGCGAAUACCAUAAAUACACUCAAAACCAAGGAAAGAGAGUUCAUUAUCGAUUGCAUCCACUUGUACCGCGAUUUGCCGGCUUUAUGGAACACCAAAAGUCAGAUUUAUCAUGACAGAUCAAAAAAACGUGCAGCCUACGAUUUACUAUUGACUAAAUACAAAGAACUGUAUCCUGACUCAACCAAAGAGGAUGUGAAAAGGAAAUUCAAUAUUCUAAGGACGAACUAUCGAAAGGAAUUGAAGAGAUACAAUGAAUCUAAAAAUUUUGGUAAUACCAAUACAAAUUAUAUACCAUCGCUGUGGUAUUUCGAGGAAAUGAGUUUUUUAAAUGACCAAGACGUUUCGUUGGACGCAAUAGCGGCUGAUACUCGAGUUUUUAAAGUAAAUAGCGAGGUCGAAGGAACUUGUAGUGAAAAUAGUCGGCGACUCCCAUCAAUAAUAAAUAAACAUUCCACUAAAAAGUCAAGAAUAGACGAACCAUUUGCGAAUUUUGCACAUGAAUGCUUAAAUGGCGGGAAACUUAUAAAUUCAACUUGUGAGAGAGGGAAUAACGAGAAAGAUGAAUAUUAUCAUUGGGCAAUGGCGUGUGCUGCGGAUAUUCGUAAAAUGGAAACCACACAACGACUUUAUGCAAAGAAAGCGAUCGCUGACGUUAUAAUGGAGGGACAGCUGGGGUUAUUACACCGUCAUUCUUGUUAAACUAAAUAAAACUACAGCCAGUACUAUG